Molecule: messenger RNA, 1934 nt
Organism: Durotheca rogersii
Lineage: Eukaryota; Fungi; Ascomycota; Sordariomycetes; Xylariales; Xylariaceae
Product: mitochondrial carrier
Exons: 2
Coding region: 156-1526 (456 amino acids)
Biological process (GO): mitochondrial L-ornithine transmembrane transport
Molecular function (GO): L-ornithine transmembrane transporter activity
Source: RefSeq, a predicted model, not a curated record
GCUCCUUUUGGGCCCCGGGAUCCACACAGCCACAUACCCGCUCCCUCCCCUAUGACAAACGCUGCUGACCUUCAUCUGCCCUUGCUGCAUACCUACCAAACCACCAAACCGGGGUGGCCACCGUUUCGUCAGCCUCAAAAUGACUCGUGAAGACAAUGCCGCCCGGCCGUGACGACCCUGACCGUUCGUUCCCGGAUAUCUACAGGGGCAUCCUGCCCGUCGUCCCGCCCGACGGCGCCAUCGAGAACGCGUCGCGCAACAAUGCCGCCACCGCCGCCUCCGCCGCCGGCGUGCGCGCCCUGAGCGCCCAGGCCAUCGCCUUCUACUUCCGCGCGCCCGUCAAGGCCUUCUUCCGCACGCGCGUCGACUACCUCGCCUACGCCCGCGUCGUCCACCAGUCCCAGACCGAGCUGCUGGCCCGCGCCGCCGCGAGCGCCAGCGCCGGCUCCGCCCCGCGCUUCGGCUUCACGCUGCGCCAGGCCUGGAUGUGGGCGCGCGGCACCACCCCGGGCCUGCUCGCCGCCGUCGUCCGGCAGCACGGCUGGGGCGUCAUCCCGCAGCAGAUUCUCCCGCCGCUCAUGGCCAACGUCGGCGUCGGCGCCGUGCUCUACACCAGCUACCUGCAGACCCUCGCCCGGCUGCACGAGGAGAGCUCCAAAUCCCCGCGCAGGGUGUUCCCCCCGCCCCCGCCGGCCGACACCUUCGCCGCCGGCUUCCUGGCCGGCAGCAUCCAGAGCGUCGUCGCCGCCCCGCUCGACGCCAUCCAGGCGCGGUUCGACCACCGCGACCUCAUGGCCGGCAGCGGGGACGGGAAGCCGAGGAGCAUGUGGUCCUUCUCGGCCGAGAAGCUGAGGGAGAUCGGCCUGCGCGGCGUUUUCGCCGGCUGGGGCAUGUCCUUCCUGAAGGACAGCUUCGGCUGCGCCGUCUUCUUCAGCACGUUCGAGUACGUCAAGGCGCAGAGCUUCUACCGCUUCAUCACGUGGUACUACGGCGGGCUGCGGCCGGACGUCGUCGACGUGCUGGCGCAGAAGCGGCCGUCGGCGCGCCGAAGCGCCCCCGACGACGGCGGCAGCCACCCCGUCGUCAUACGGCCGCACUACGCGAUCGAGCCGAUGUUCCUGCUGCUCGCCGGCAUCACGGCGUCGUUCGCCCAGCAGGUGAUCCUGCACCCGCUGACCCACGUCCAAGUCGAGCACUGGGACCACCUCGAGGACCUGGACGAGAAGGCGGCCAAGAUGAGGAUGUCGGCGGCCAAGAACCCGGACAAACCGAAAAAAAAAUGGCGCAUGCUCCGCGCUUACUACCACGCCUACCGAGAGACCUGGGCGCAGUGCACCGCAGAGGCCCAGGCGGAGGGCCGAGGCCUGGCCCGGUGGCUGUACCGCGGGUUUUGGCGGAACACCAUCCGGCAGGUGCCGAGCACCAGCGCUGGCUUGAUCAUCUUCGAAUUGGUUCGGCGGAAAUACGGCUCCGGCAACGAGCCGGUGCGUGUCGCGAAGGACGGUUACGAAAUCCUGCUUGAUUAGAUAUCGAAUGAGGUUCCCGGGCUUUUGUUUUGGGGGUUUGUGUUCGGGGCGUUAGGUCUGCAACUGCUUUUAUGAGCUAGAGAGGUCACCACUCGGUAAAAGACAGGAAGAUCCCCUAUUCGUCGCUACCAUAGACUAUUAUAUACGCAAGUACAAGUUAGACUUAGAUGAUCUCUUCUCUUUUCACUUCCUCGCUCCUUUUCUUCCUUCUCUCGGUCUCUGUUUUGCUUUAUUGCCUGCACUCCGGAUGAAGGGCUCCAGCGGAAGAACUUGCUUCUCCGGCGUGACGCCGCCGUAAAGCUGCUCCCACCUAUACUCCCAGGCCUGGGGAAUCAGCCAGGCGUAUUCGGGGUCGCGCAGCCACAGGCGCAGGAGAUGACGGCUUAGGCGGAAUGAGCGUCAGCCCCC